Molecule: messenger RNA, 1891 nt
Organism: Rhagoletis pomonella (apple maggot)
Lineage: Eukaryota; Metazoa; Arthropoda; Insecta; Diptera; Tephritidae
Product: protein GUCD1
Exons: 4
Coding region: 163-864 (233 amino acids)
Source: RefSeq, a predicted model, not a curated record
GCUGUUUUGGCUGUCAAAGAGUAGGGUUGCCAGUUCUAACGGUUUCAAUAAAUAACAGCGAUAAGCAGCGGAUUAUAAAAUUCACAAGCGUCAUAGAGUGCUGGAGUAAUUUUUGGAAUAAUUUAUUUUCGGAACUACUUUUCAAAAUCUUAUUUUAGCGAUAUGGAGGCUAUUCCAGAUCAAAAGCACUACAAUCUCACGCACUACCAACAACGCUUUAACUGGGAUUGUGGUAUUUCCUGCAUUAUAAUGAUCCUAUCGACAGCGCAACGUGAAACACUGCUACACGACUUUAACAAAAUAUGUGCGGAGGAAGGUUUCGGUUCCAGCACUUGGACAAUCGAUUUGUGUUACCUGCUGCAACGCUUCCAAGUUCGUCACGAAUACUACACCAAAACGCUGGGUAUCGAUCCAAGCUACAGUGAACACAGUUAUUACACAAACAUUAUUGAUAAGGACGAAAAACGUGUGACCCGCAAGUUCAAGGACGCACGUCUACAUGGACUGCGUGUCGAGCAGCGUACCGUAGAAAUGGAAGAACUACUACAGCAUCUGGGGAGACGAGGUCCUGUGAUAUUAUUGACCAAUGCAUCGUUGCUCACAUGCGAAGUUUGUAAAAAGAAUGUGCUUGAGAAAUUCGGUUGUUUCCAACUCUCUUGUAUCGUUGACAAUACACGCACCCCCCAAAGUUAUGCUGGACAUUACGUUGUGCUUUGUGGGUAUGAUUUAAAAUCUCAAAUGGUUUACUAUCACAAUCCGGAAGUGCAUGAUGAACAUGUUUGUCGCUGCACGACAGACGCUAUGGAUUCGGCACGUAAAGCAUAUGGCACUGAUGAGGAUGUGAUAUUGAUCUUCCGUAAUUAGAGACAAAUAAGGAAAACAUUGAAAUUUGUUUACGUUACCUAUAGACCGUAUAUGUAGUUAUUAAAUGCUUUAGGAAGAACACCGCUUUUUGUUAAAACAGUUAUUUACACUUAUAAUCGAAAUUUCGAAGGUGAGCGAAGGUUAGAUAGCUUUUGUUAACUUAACUAAAGAAUAUGUAUACCAAAACAAUAAUUCAUGAAACCUCAUGCUCGAGUAUUAGGGGGCCUUCUCAAACCUACCCCCGCCUGCAAAUAUACAGGUAAUUCGCACUGCAUUUUCAAGGCGAAGAAAGCAUUGUGAUAAAAAUAAGUGCAAAAAGUGAGUAUUAGCUCAAAACACAAUUUGUAGGUAUGUUUUAGGUACAAAAAUAUGAGGAGAGAGAGCUGUAUUAAUAUAUUAUAGAGCACGCGGAUAAAAAAAGAACUUAUGUUGAUUUUGUAUUAAACAAAAUCAAAACAGAUUAAGAGUAAAUAAAGACAUGAUGCCCAAAUGCAUUUGCUAUCUUUGUAAAAUGUAAGGGCAUUCUGAGGAAGCAACGUCCAGUGGCACUAAGAAAUGUUAAAGUUAUACUAUAGAAAGUGUACUACGGAGUGUGCGAAAAAUAUGCGAAAUGUAUACCCUGCUUUAAUUCUUCAAAUGAGAUAAAACAGUGGAUGUUUCGUUUUAAUUUUAUUUUAUUAUAAACAAACAUUCUAUUUAUAGCUUUAAUAUAUUGUACGUUAUUUUAUAUACAUACACACAUACAUAUAGUUAUGAGAAAAGUAUGUAAAUUGUUUAUUGCCAGUUACUUUAAAGACUGCGGAGCGGUAUACUACUUCUUUACUUUAUUCAUCCUUUAAUUUUUUAGUAUUUACUGGUGUUUAUGCAGUCUGCACGCUGCACAGAAUUAUACCUACGCAUUUGUACGAAAUCUCAUGCACUUAUAUUUUACUCCUUCCUACAGUAUGCACUUAUGCAUACAUACAUAUACAACUACUAUAUAUCGACUGCAGAGUGGAAGAUCGACCUAUAUUGGCAGUCAGUUCGA